AUGGGGUUCCUUCCUUUUGCCUUCUGUUUUCUCUUGUUCUUCUUCUGCAGUGUUCAGGCUCAGCAACCUUAUAUUGGCCAGGGGACAAACGAUUGUUCGGUCACAACAAAUUCAGCCCUGGGAUACUCCUGCAAUGGCGUCAACAGGACCUGCCAAAGCUACCUCACCUUCAGAGCUCAACCUCCAUACACAACUGUUGAUUCAAUCUCCACCCUCUUGGGAUCUAACCCAUCUCAGCUGGCGGCAAUCAACUCUGUCCCUCAAACAGCAACAUUUGAUACAAACCAGCUGGUUCUUGUUCCUGUUACUUGCUCGUGUUCAGGUCAGUACUACCAAGCAAACACAUCUUACGUUGUUCAGCCUGGAGAAAGCUUCUUCCUUAUCGCUAAUGAUACUCUACAAGGACUCUCAACUUGCCAAGCUAUUAGAAAUGGGACUAGGGGAACAACAGUCAAUAUAUUUCCCGGUCAAAGACUCAAUGUUCCUCUUAGAUGUGCUUGCCCUACAAGGAACCAAACUGGCCAAGGGAUCAAUUACAUCUUGAGUUAUUCGGUCACUUGGGGGGAUAUGGUUUCAACGGCGAGUUCGAGAUUUGAUGGUGAUACUGGCUGGACUCUUCAGGCCAAUGGACUGACAGAGCAGAGUGCCACAAUCUUCCCAUUCACUACUCUUUUGAUCCCACUGCAAAACCCUCCUUCUAGUAUCCAAACUGUGUCUCCACCACCACCUCCAGCUUCCCCUCCCCCUCCUCCACUGGUCGAGCCAUCUACACCUGGAUCCAGCUCCAGCAAGACGUGGGUUCAUGUCGUUGCUGGUGUUGUUGGAGGGAUCGUUGCUACGUUGGCUGUCGUUGGGACUGUGGUUUACUGUCUUUGGUUUCGGAGAAGGAAGGCUAUGUUGGAGCCAGCUGGUACUACUUCCGAGAGCUUUGAGGCUGUGGAGAAGAAGUCUAUGAAGAAUAAGGGAGAGGAAGAGCCUGAAGGUUUCUUCUUGGAGAGGUUAUCUAGUAUUGCUCAGUCCAUUCAAGUUUACACAUAUGAGGAGGUGGUGGCUGCCACUGAUAAUUUCAGCCCCAAAUGUUUGAUCAACGGUUCUGUUUAUCAAGGCAAGAUUAAUGGUGAUCUUGCUGCUAUAAAAAAAAUGGAUGGGGAUGUGACCAAGGAGAUAAAUUUACUCAACAAGAUCAACCAUUCCAAUAUCAUUCGUCUAUCUGGUGUCUGUUUUAAUGAUGGCAAUUGGUAUCUGGUUUAUGAGUUUGCUGCGAAUGGAGCUUUGAGUGAUUGGAUCUAUUCAUCCAGCAACGGUGGAAAGAUAUUGACUUGGACUCAAAGAAUCCAGAUUGCUGUGGAUGUAGCUUUGGGACUCGACUAUUUACACAGUUUCACGAGUCCUCCACAGGUUCACAAGGAUAUAAAAGCCGGGAAUGUGCUUCUCGAUGGCGAUUUCAGGGGCAAGAUAGCAAACUUGGCACAUGCAAGAUCAGCCGAAGGACAGGAUGGGGACUUUAACCUUACAAAGCACAUUUUCGGGACGAAAGGUUACAUGGCUCCCGAGUAUUUGGAGAAUGGUCUGGUUUCUACAAAGAUUGAUGUUUUUGCAUUUGGAGUUCUUCUUCUGGAGAUGAUAACUGGGAAAGAAGUUGCUUCCUUGUAUAAGGAGGGAAUUGAUGGUUUGUCUGGUGUUGUGAAUGAAGUUCUUCUUUCUCAAGAUGGACGAGAUAAUAUCACUGGAUUUCUUGACCCAUCAAUGGAAGGGAACUUUCCAUUAGAGUUUGCUGGCUUUGUAGUGAGGCUGGUUGAAGGCUGUCUGAAAAAGAACUCUCGGGAGCGUCCAGCUAUGAGCGAGCUCGCGCAAUCUCUUUCAAGAAUCUUGACGGCUUCACAUUCGUGGGAGUUGUCUAACAACAUCUCAGAGUAUAGGAAUCUCAAAGAUGAAACUUGA
This is a messenger RNA of Linum tenue, 1941 nucleotides long. The record is from the annotation of a GenBank genome assembly. Lineage: Eukaryota; Viridiplantae; Streptophyta; Magnoliopsida; Malpighiales; Linaceae.